AAGAACAAUUAAAUUAAAAACCGGCACAAAUUUACUUCAUUUAUUUUAAACCUAACCGGAAGCAUAAACAUCAAGCAAGACACGGCCACAGUGAACCAAUUUCCGGCUGAAUUCUUCCUCUGUGAUGGGCAAUAACCGCCAACACCGGUUCAGAAACCACCGUCAGAAUCACGCUCAAUCCAGUCGACACUCACUAGACAACGAAUCUCAAAGCUCCGUCGUUCAAGAAACUCGUGACGGUGAUAAUGAAGAAGCGGUGGAACUCUCACAACCCAAAAUAAAGCUUGCAAUGUGGGAUUUUGGCCAAUGCGAUGCCAAAAAAUGCACGGGGCGCAAGCUUUCAAGACUGGGUUUUCUAAAAGAGUUACGUGUGAGUAAUGGUUUUGGGGGAAUUGCUUUAAGUCCUGUUGGGCAGCAAUGUGUCUCAAGAGAAGAUUACUCUUUAAUCCAGACUAAAGGAUUGGCUGUUGUGGACUGCUCAUGGGCACGCUUAGAUGAUGUGCCUUUUGCAAAGUUGCGCUGCCCUGCUCCUCGCCUCUGGAAUAAAAUGAUUUGUUUUUAUGCAGUGCCUUGGCUUGUAGCAGCAAACCCAAUAAAUUAUGGGCGGCCAUGUCAGCUAUCUUGCGUAGAGGCCUUGUCUGCUGCUUUGAUAAUAUGUGGAGAAGAAGAAACAGCAAAUCUGGUGCUUGGCAAGUUUAACUGGGGUCACUCUUUUACGUCCCUGAAUAAGGAAUUACUGAGGGCCUACUCUAAAUGCCAAAACAGUGCUGAAAUUAUUUCUGUUCAAAAUGAGUGGCUAUCACAAGCACGUCAGGUUCCACGGGCUCCUCCUACUGAUAGCAAAGAUGUUAUGCAUGAAAAUGAAGAUAAUGUUCAAAACUCUUCUGAUUCGGAAGACGGGCUUCCACCUCUUGAAAGGAAUGUGAAUCAUUUAAACAUAGACAAUAGUGAUGAAGAGAGUGAAGAUGAGCUCCCACCUCUUGAAAGGAACAUGAAUCAUUUGAACAUAGACAAUAGUGAUGAGGAGACUGAGUAGAUUUGUUUUAAAUCUCUGAUGGCACAGGAUACUUCUCUUACAGUGCUGCUGUACUGGAAUCAAUCUGGACAUGUGCUCAACGUAGAAUUGCUUAGCAGAAAGCUUUUCAGCUGAGAUAUGUAUUUGUUUCCAGUUGUUUAUUUUGCUUAUACAUAUAUUUUAAAGUAAUUAAAUAUAGAAUGUUAUGAGUGUC
Molecule: messenger RNA, 1229 nt
Organism: Lathyrus oleraceus (garden pea)
Lineage: Eukaryota; Viridiplantae; Streptophyta; Magnoliopsida; Fabales; Fabaceae
Exons: 10
Coding region: 125-1036 (303 amino acids)
Biological process (GO): maturation of SSU-rRNA
Molecular function (GO): rRNA small subunit aminocarboxypropyltransferase activity
Source: RefSeq, a predicted model, not a curated record